CCCUGGUCCGACGCGUUUAGGAGUAAUUGCAGAGAAAAUUCCAGGUCGGUAAUUUGAGCGAAAUGGGUGGGCAGGGGAUAUGGCACGCCAUUAACUUCCAGCGUCUUUGGUGGAGACUUCAGUGAUUAGAGAGAGGAUCUGAGCAGCCAACUUCCCUUCCUGGCAGUCGCAGCCCGUCGAGUGAUUCAUGUAAAUCACUGCUGGAAAGCAACAGGAGAACGUCAUUCUCAGCUGAGACUGAGAUACUGCAGCAGCGAUGUCACAGCUGUAUUACAAGAAAGCUGACAACUCCUCAUACAGGGACCGCAUCCCUCUCCGGAUUGUGCGGGCAGAAUCUGAACUGUCUCCCAUGGAGAGGGCCUACCUGGGGGCUGUUGAGAAGGGCGACUAUGCGAGUGUGAAGCAAGCCCUGGAGGAGGCUGAGAUCUACUUCAGGAUCAACAUCAACUGCAUUGACCCACUGGGACGCACAGCCCUGCUGAUUGCCAUUGAGAACGAGAACCUAGAGAUCAUUGAACUGCUGCUCAGCUAUAAUGCACAUGUGGGUGAUGCCCUGCUGCACGCCAUCCGCAAAGAAGUAGUGGGGGCUGUGGAGCUGCUGCUCAACCACAAGAAGCCACGUGGAGAGAAACAGGUUCCACCAAUUCUACUGGACAAACAGUUUUCAGACUUCACCCCAGACAUUACUCCAAUCAUCCUUGCAGCUCACACCAACAACUAUGAAAUCAUCAAACUGCUCGUGCAGCGAGGUGUUUCUAUACCUCAGCCUCAUGCAGUGCGUUGCAACUGUGUGGAGUGUGUGUCCAGCUCCGACGUGGACAGCCUACGUCACUCACGUUCUCGUCUUAACAUCUACAAGGCCCUCGCCAGCCCAUCUCUCAUCGCCCUCUCCAGUGAGGACCCUUUCCUUACUGCUUUUCAGCUAAGCUGGGAACUGAAGGAGCUCAGCAGAGUGGAGAAUGAGUUCAAGUCAGAAUACGAGGAGCUGUCACGGCAUGGUAAACAAUUUGCAAAGGACCUCUUGGACCAAACUCGAAGCUCGAAGGAGCUGGAGAUAAUCCUCAACUACCGUGAUGACAUCAACCCACUGCUGGAUGAGAGCAUGAAUGAUCUGGCCCGACUGAAGCGCAUCAAAUAUUGUCAGAAAGAGUUUGUUGCUCAGCCGAACUGCCAACAGCUGCUAGCGUCUCUGUAUGAUGAAUUCCCUGGCUGGAGGAGACGUCACUGGGCAGUAAAGCUCAUCACUUGUAUCUUCAUAGGCCUCCUCUUUCCACUGUUAUCCAUCCUCUACCUGAUCUCUCCAAAGAAUCGCUAUGGCUUAUUCAUCCGGAAGCCCUUCAUCAAGUUCAUCUGUCACACUGCUUCUUACUUGACCUUCCUCUUCCUGCUGUUCUUGGCUUCGCAGCAUAUUGCUCCUGCAAAACGAAACCUUCAAGGCCACCACCCACCACUGUGGAAUGGAUGAUCUUGCCUUGGGUGCUGGUAACAGUGCACACACACAUACACACACAUACACACAAGAGACUGCUGUUAAUUCUCCUGUUAGCAUUCACUGUUAUGUAUUGUCAGUA
Molecule: messenger RNA, 1571 nt
Organism: Acanthochromis polyacanthus (spiny chromis)
Lineage: Eukaryota; Metazoa; Chordata; Actinopteri; Pomacentridae
Product: short transient receptor potential channel 4-like
Biological process (GO): regulation of cytosolic calcium ion concentration; calcium ion transmembrane transport; manganese ion transport
Cellular component (GO): membrane; cation channel complex
Molecular function (GO): protein binding; store-operated calcium channel activity; inositol 1,4,5 trisphosphate binding
Source: RefSeq, a predicted model, not a curated record